CACUGCUUCACCCACGCAGUCUCCAUGGGUGGGGCUCACGGGAAGGUGUGGUUUUACCUUGACAGGCUGAUAAGGAAAUUAAAGUGGAUGCGAAGAACAGCAAAUGACCGCAGGCAACCAGGAAGCUAAACUACCUCGAAUCUGGAGGAAUGGAAGAACCAACCGAAGUGGACCCCUGAGAUGUAUUGCCUGCCAGCAUCUUUAUCUUAAAUGCAAGAAUUGCUGGUGCCAUUUCCUUCUAUAUAAUGAGAUAGAGACCCAGAGAAGGAAAGAAAUUUGCCCAAAGUGACGCGAGAAGAAGUAAACCAAAGGUAAAGCCAAGGAUGACGGGAGGAAUGACCUAAUUUACCGGGUCGCUACCUUCUUUCACGUAAAAGGGAAAAUCCUAUCCCUUGUGCUUAAUGAAGUUUUCUUCGUCCCAACAAAAAGAAUGAAAGUAGAAAAAGCUUUUCCUUAAAUUAUAGUAAUUAAGGACCUUAAUGCGUAGUUAGAUAAGCUCCGUCGACCCUAGAGACCCGGUUAUUUUUGCAAAUACAAAAUUCAUAAGCUAAGUUACACUUGUUCUGUAUUCUUACCUUCCUGCACCACUAUCACUCUGAGGCGGCUUCGACAGCUGCUCUGUAUCUUUCCGAAUUCUGUCGGGCAGAUUCUGCUGGCGAGGAACAUUGGAAUAGAGAGGCAAGGACAGUUCGAGUACCCUGCAGUUCUUCACAGUCGGCUUCCACUAGAAUUACGUUUUUGUUUGGGGAUUCCCAAAUGGAUACUUGAGCUUAGGAACUAAUUAGCGCAAGUCAAGUUCCCAUCCGGACAAAUGUUUUCGGUGCCUCAGGAAGUGGGGGUGGUUUAAUACCAAUCACCGGAAGUGCUCUUUUCCUAGCUUGGGCGGUUCUGGAACUUUGCUUUUCCAUCUUCUGGCUCGACGCUGGCAAGGACGUUUUGGCUGCCGCCACGAGGAGAAUGAAGAAAGGAGGGCAUCAAGACUCGCUUUAAGGACAUGUUAAUCAGAAUUGCCUGGCAUCUUCCUGAGUAAGACUUUCAAUAGGACUCAGUAUGUUCCACUUCAUCCAGAAAUGUUCUCAAGCAUCUUCAAAGAUGCUGAGGUACCCUUUCUCGGGAUUAGGAGCCAGCAGGAAAACAGAUCAACUUUUUCUCAAGACCUUGCUCCAAAAGAACUAUUUCCCUUUGUAUCCAAGGGCAUGGCACUUGUCAUCAUUUCCAGUGUGUGAGAGCAGGACACGGUGUUAUCACACUUCCCCCUGCUGUUUUAAGAAGAAACAGAAGCAAGCAGAACUUACAACCAGGUCACCAAGCACCAUCACUUACCUGUCUCACAGUCCAAAGCCGGCCCUAUUCUUAACUUUAGCAGGAUUGGUCCCCUUUGUUGCUCCACCACUGAUCAUGGUGAUGACAAAGGCUUAUAUCCCCAUAUUAGCUUUUACUCAGGUGGCUUAUGGAGCUAGUUUCCUAUCUUUUUUAGGAGGGAUCAGAUGGGGUUUUGCUCUGCCAGAAAGUAGUCCAGCAAAACCAGACUACCGUAAUUUAACUAAUAGUAUAGUUCCUGUUGUUUUUUCAUGGUUUGCCUUCCUUAUUUCUGAAGGACUUAAUGAAGCUAUAGUUACCCUAAUAAUAGGUUUAGGGAUCACUUUACACUCUGAACUUUUUCUGUUGCCACAUUAUCCCAAUUGGUUCAAAGCCCUAAGGAUAGUAGUCACUUUCGUGGCCUUUUUUUCAUUUGUAAUCACUUUAUUACUUAAAGAUACUUAUCCAAAGAAAGGACUCCAGAAACCUGAUCAAGUAGAAUGAACAUAAAACUACUCUGUAUGUAUCAUUAGUGUGUUCACUAUAAGCUUUGGAUGGUUGCAUUUUGACAUCACCUUUCUGCUUGUUUGCUUCCAGCAAUGGUAAUUUUUCUUUCCCAGAAAUUUAAACAAAAACAUAAAAAUCCCUCAACUCC
This is a messenger RNA of Echinops telfairi (small Madagascar hedgehog), 1954 nucleotides long. It is a transcript of the gene TMEM69, whose product is annotated as transmembrane protein 69. The coding region runs from base 1051 to 1803 and encodes 250 amino acids. The record is from RefSeq and is a predicted model, not a curated record. NCBI's taxonomy places the organism in Eukaryota, Metazoa, Chordata, Mammalia, Afrosoricida, Tenrecidae. The transcript is spliced from 3 exons.